Molecule: messenger RNA, 3450 nt
Organism: Thyridium curvatum
Lineage: Eukaryota; Fungi; Ascomycota; Sordariomycetes; Thyridiales; Thyridiaceae
Exons: 2
Coding region: 1-3450 (1149 amino acids)
Molecular function (GO): calcium ion binding
Source: RefSeq, a predicted model, not a curated record
AUGUUGAACUUCUCCAGCUUUGUGCAAAAGGCACAGCAGCUGCUCGACCCGACGCAGGGCCUGAACCUGACAAACUCGGACAAGAACCCCUCCAAGGCCUCCCUCUUCCAGAACCAGUUCCGCCUCCCUUCAUCCCAGCACCCCCUUUACGAGAUCACCGCCGAGCUCACCAUCCCGCCUUCCAAUGCCACCCAGGGUGACAAGGACAGAGAUCGCGGCUAUCACUAUGCCGGCAAGCUACAUCUAUCCGAGGCCUACAUGUGCUUCUCUACCACCCCCAGCAGCUUCCUAGCCUCUGCCAGCACCUCGACAUCGUCGGCCUUCACGGGCCAGACACACGGCGGCGGUCCCAGCGGCAAUGGGUUCACUUUCCCACUCUCCUCUAUCAGGAGGGUUGAACGCCUUCACACCCAGAACUUCCAGUUCUCAUUAGCCAUCACAACGUGGAACGGCAUUGCGCAGGACAGUGGCAAAGAUAAGAACAAAGAUGCCAGCAAGGACCAAAAGCCGACGCGAGAACAACGGAUAACGAUAGAGCUGGCCGGCACCCGGCCAGCGUGCGAGAGGUUUUGCGACGGUCUGAAGAAGGGACUGCGAGCCGGUGUCGGCAACGUCGCGAAGCUCAAGGCCGUCACCGCCGAAUGCUACUCCGAAUAUCUCCUCCGCCCAGAAGACCAAAAAAACAACGCGAAUCCCCCCGACGCGGGGCUCGGCAUGGUUUUUAGGUAUCCUGGCGACCCCAAGAAGCUGAGGGACAGGGCCAAGAUGCGCCUCUGGGCCGAGUACCUCCGCGACAACGGCCGAAACGUCACCCUCUUACGCCAGCCCACUUUCCACAAACUGAUCAGAGUCGGCCUGCCCAACCGGCUGAGGGGCGAGAUCUGGGAACUGACAUCGGGCUCUCUAUACCUCCGCCUCGAAACCCCCACGUUGUACGCCGACACUCUGGCCAAGUUUGAGGGCCAGGAAUCGCUUGCUAUCGACGAGAUCGAGAAGGACCUGAACCGCAGUCUUCCCGAGUAUCCGGGUUUCCAGAGUGAGGAAGGAAUCGGCCGGCUCCGAAGAGUCCUCACUGCUUACAGCUGGGUCAAUGCCGAGGUCGGCUACUGCCAGGCCAUGAACAUCGUCGUCGCGGCUCUCCUCAUCUACAUGUCCGAGGCGCAGGCAUUCUUCUUGUUGUCUGCGCUCUGUGACCGUCUUGUGCCUGGAUACUACUCUACAACCAUGUACGGCACCCUCCUCGACCAAAAGGUAUUCGAAUCUCUGGUCGAGAAGACGAUGCCUGUCCUGUGGGAGCACCUCGUCAAGAGCGACGUCCAGCUGUCUGUCGUGUCUCUGCCGUGGUUCCUGUCACUUUACAUCAACUCCAUGCCCCUAGUCUUCGCUUUCAGGGUCCUGGAUGUCUUCUUCGUUGAGGGUCCCAAAGUCCUCUUCCAGGUCGGCCUAGCCAUCUUAAGGAUAAACGGCGAGGAGCUUUUGGACGCGACAGAUGACGGCGCCUUCAUCUCGGUGCUCAAGUCAUAUUUCUCUCGUCUGGACGAGUCGGCGCACCCGAAAUCUGAGAAUCCCAAACUGAGGGCAGUCACCAGGUUUCAAGAGCUUAUGGUGGUUGCUUUCAAGGAGUUCUCCGGCAUAACCCACAGCAGCAUCACCGAGCUGCGACUCAAGAACAAGGACGCUGUUCUGAACAACAUUGAGAACUUUGCCAAACGGACUGCUAUUCGCAACCUUGGUCCAGACAGCAAAGUGCUGAGCACAGAGGAGCUCGGUGGGCUCUAUGACAGGUUUUAUGGCGUCUUGUACGAGAGGCAGCAACGGGAUCUGAUCCUCCAGGAAGAGCAAGCCCGGAGAGUCAAAGCUGGGCGGCCGAGACUGCCUGGCAUGAAUGAAGACCACCACCAUGGCAUAGAGAAGGGCCGAGUGGGACUUGGACCGAGUACAAAUCUUAUGGACUAUGAUGCUUUCCGAGAAUUCCUCGCAGGGAUGUCUAAAUGGGCCAUCUCGGAUGCACCAACGACUCCCCGGCGGGAUGCAUUUUCCGAGAAGGAAAAGAACGGGUGGGGGAGCUUUAGGAGGCCAGACAUCCCCAUGUCGAUCUGGGGGAACGGCCCCGAGCCUGCGGAGCACGAGUUCUUGCAGCGCAUGUUCCGCCACUGGGAUGUGGACUCUACCGGGGCAUUGACGUUGCAAAAUGUCGUGACCGGCAUGGCCAGAAUCAAGGGCAAGAGAGACAUCAUGGGAACGAUCACGUAUUUCUUCGAGCUCUACGACGACGACGGGGAUGGCAGAGUGGACAGAGAGGGCAUAUUGCGCAUGUCUGAAGCUCUGCUGUUCCUGUCUCGGCGGGGACUCGAGGGCACGCUCAGCCCUUCUGCGUCCAACACAGCUCUCAAUGGAUACACCGAGCAAACCGUUCACGAUGGACAAGGGUCGAUGCCUGGAGGAUCUGUUAACGAAAGGUUCCUGGGGAGCGUUAGUGCCUUCAUCAGGAGGUGUUUCGAGUACGCCGACCCUGACCACCCCAAGAACCAGGAGAAGGAGGCUCUCGCGAAGCAGAUGGGAGACCUGACAACGGACUCGGAACUGGCCGACCCCGGCUCGUUUGCGAUCGGCGAUGAUGACGAAGACGACCUGCUCGCCUUGGAGUCACCGACCGGAGAGCCCAGCAAGGCGCAGAAGCCGGCGGCUCAGAGGGCGAGCGACGCCGAAUCAACCAAGUCGGGCGACACCACCACCGGCCGCAAGGCGUCGGAGGCAGCCAACGCCGCUCUCGACCCGUCGAACCCGCUCCACAUCACGCUGCCGACCUUCCGCAUGGUAGUGCUGGCCGACGAGCUCCUGGAGCAGUUCUUCGAGUCCUCGUUCCCCACCUCCUUCCACGUCAUCGAGGGCCUGCCCACCUCGGGCCCGGCGACGACGGGCGGCUCGGCGCUCACCACCUUCUCGAGCCUCGGCAUCAGCGCCGGCCGCGCCGCCUCGGCCGCCAUCAGCCCCAUCGGCGGCGGACAGCCCGGCGGCGGUGGUCCCUCGGCGGCCGGCAUCGCGGGCGCGACGAGGGGCCUGCGCGGCGUGCUGGACAACAUCGUCACGGACGGCAUGCGCGUGGCGGCCGAGGUGCGCAAGCGCAUGGAGGAGGCGCAGCGCGAGCUCGAGAAGAACGCGCUGCCGGGCCAGCGCCCGGCCUCCGCGACUGCGGGCGAUGACGACGAGGACGACGAGGACGAGGACGGGGACGGCCCCGGCAGGGAGGGCGCGGGCGGGAAGCUCGGGGUCGCGGGCGGGGCGCUGUCGUCGGACAGGGACCUGCUCGAGGGGGCGGACGCGGGGGCCACGGUGGAGGAUAGGGAAUCCGCGGGGAGCGGCGGUGGUGCCAGUGGUGUGCCCAGGAUAGGGAAGGCGAGGGGGGACGAGGGGCUGCCUACGGAGAGGAUUGUUGAGUUUGAGGGGUGA